AUGGCGCCCACUGGAGGAGAAAGGAAAGCAAUUCCAGUCCAGUCCAGUCCUGUCCUGUGGGUUAACUUGAAAAUGUUACCUUUGGCGGUGGCGCUGGACCCGCUUGUGCACCAGCAACAACCACAACUCCAAAUGUCGACAAUGAUGACCCGGAGGAUGGCGAGGAUGAAGAGGAGGCUCACCUUUCUCGGCAAGAGUUCAAAUGAAGUGGCUGUCAAUGAUAUAAUUUCAGAUCUAAAAGAGAAUGCUAAUGGUUCCCUAGUGUGUGAUGGGAUGUUUUUUCAUGUUAGAUGUGCCUGCCAUAUUCUCAAUUUGGUUGCUAGAGAUGGGUUGAAAGUCAUUUCAGAAACACUCAGCAAGGUCAAAUCACUUGUACUAGCUGUGAAAGGGUCUCCAUUGCAGUGGGAAGAGCUUAUGAAGCGUGCCACCGAAGCUGGGUUGGAUACAAAGAGGGGUAUUCAAAUGGAUGUUUCAACAAGGUGGAACUCUACCUAUCUAAUGUUGAGAGAUGCCUUGUACUACAAGGAUGCAUUUAUUAGGCUGAAGUCUUCAAAUCGACGUAGGUAUGCGUAUGCCAAGAUUUCUCCAUCUUCUGAUGAAUGGGACAAUGCAUUGACAAUUUAUGGUUGCUUGAAGAAAUUUUAUGAUCUCACUGAAAUUCUCUCUAGCACUUCAUAUCCUACUGCAAACUUAUUCUAUAGAGGUUUCUGUGAUAUAAAAGUCUUGCUUGAUGGCUGGUGCUUUAGUGAAGAUGCUAUAAUUAGAGAAAUGGCAGUUGCUAUGAGUGCAAAAUUUGAGAAAUAUUGGGAGCAGUCCAACAGUGCUCUAGCUGUAGCCUAUUUUCUUGAUCCUAGGUAUAAAAAAAGGCUCAUAGAGUACUACAUGAAGAAGUUCCAUGGGAUUCAUUAUCAAGCUGAACUUGAUGAGUUUAUUAGUGUGGUAAAGAAACUGUACAACUUUUAUAAUAUUAGUUCUGCUCAUGUAUCAUCAAAGACAACUAGUGAAGUGGCUGCACCUGCACCUAGUAACACAUCUGAUGUAUUAAUGGGAAAUACAGACCAUGACCUAGAAGAAUUCUUAUAUGAUGCAAGUGAACCUGCUGUGGUUGAGUCAAAUGAUUUGGAGAGGUAUAUGUUGGAACCACUACUGAAAAUUGUUGAUUCUAAAAUGGUUGGAUCAAUUGUGAGUGAUCUUGAGGUUGAUGCUUUGACUAAUGUUGUGGCUAAGCUGAAAAUUGAGGACAAUAACAAGGAGGGGGAAGAGGACGCUGAGGAGGACAAUGAGGAAGAAAAAGACAUGGAAAGUGAUCCUGACAUCAUGGAUGAUGCUGAUGAACUGUAG
Miscanthus lutarioriparius is the source of this 1341-nucleotide messenger RNA. The record is from the annotation of a GenBank genome assembly. Lineage: Eukaryota; Viridiplantae; Streptophyta; Magnoliopsida; Poales; Poaceae.